UAGCAGCAGGGGGACAUGCAUCGUUGAGUGGAGGUGGAGUGACUUUGGAUCGGACGAUCGAAGUGAACAGGAGGACAGUUGUGGCCACUGCAGAUUGUCCGGGUCCGACAGCCUCCGAGAGAUGAUGUGUCCUCCGCUGCCAGGUCAGGUUCCUGUGGAGCCAGCAGUGACUUCCAAUGGCCUGAUAGCUCAGGGUGCCGUGGAGGCGUCUCCUGCCAACAAGAGCUCAACCGAAUAUAGGGAGAAGAAAGGACUUUGUGGUUUCCUCAGGAGGGUGUGGAAGGCUAUGAAACGGCAUUUCGGCUGCCGUUGUCACUGCAGUGCUGUGAAUGUUGUGGAGCCUUUCAUCCCUCCACCAGAUCUGGACCCAGAGCCUGACCCAGAUCACUCAGCCGUCAAGCACAAUCAUGAGUCCUUUGCUUCUCUCUUCGAGGUAGGAGAGAUGAUUGGGUCCGGGGGAUUUGGCAAGGUGUACGAGGGAAUGCGGAAAUUUGAUGGCAAAAAGGUUGCCAUCAAGCAGAUCAGCAAGAUUGACAACAAUCGUUAUCUUGCUAUACCUGGGCAUCCCGAACCUCUCGUAACAGAAGUGGCGCUGCUUCUAAUGAUGAGGCAAGAACCCAGAAGCCCCCACGUCAUACAGCUGUACGAGUGGUUUGAACACCCUCGAAAUUUCAGUUUGGUCAUGGAGUACCCCGAACCUUGCGAGAGCUUGCUGGCCUUUAUCGACCGCAACCUUGAACUUGAUGAACCAACGGCACGGGUCAUCAUGAGACAGGCUGUGCUGGCAGUACAACACUGCAUCGGACAUGGCGUCUUUCAUAAUGACGUUCAUCCGGGAAACUUGCUGAUAAACAAAAACACGCUAGAGCUCAAGCUGGUUGACUUUGGGUGCGGUCAGCUUCUCAGUAGUGACGGCUACGAGAGCAGAGUAUACCUUGGUGAGCAUUUUGGCAGUGUGGAAACCUGA
Pimephales promelas (fathead minnow) is the source of this 967-nucleotide messenger RNA. The record is from RefSeq and is a predicted model, not a curated record. Lineage: Eukaryota; Metazoa; Chordata; Actinopteri; Cypriniformes; Leuciscidae.